GCCAGACACAGCUCCCCCACCCCCACCCCCACCCACCAGUGACACCAAAUUCAUCAAAAGUUUCAGCAAAAACUCAAAUACGUCAGCUAAAUCAACACUUAUCGAUGAGGUGAUUAUAGUGAUAAUCAAGAUUCAGUUUUUGUUGAGCAAAAAGGAGAAGAAAGAUUGAAUUUUUAUCCAUAUUGAACAUUCAAGAAAAAUGGCAACUGAGCCACCAAAUAUGAUUUCUUCCGACCCCACAACUCCACUUCUUCACCGGCGACUCGAAAACGGCGGCAGAGGGGGUCGUCAGUCAUCACUUGCUGUGCUUCUUGGGCGGGUCACCGGAAGGCGCGGCGGCGGCGGUGGCGGGGGCGCGUCGUUGUUGGUGAGGGAGACGGCGGCGCGUGAGCUGGAUGAGCGAAGAGCUGAUUGGGGUUAUUCGAAGCCGGUGGUGGCGUUGGAUAUGAUGUGGAAUUUGGGGUUUGUGAUUGUGUCUGUUGUGAUUUUGUCAUGUGCGGUGGAUGAGUCGCCGAAUGUUCCCAUUAGGGUUUGGAUUUGUGGGUAUGCUUUGCAGUGUGUGGUGCAUGUGGUGCUUGUGUGGUUGGAAUAUAGGAGGAGGAGUUUGCAAGGAGGAACUGAUGUAGAGGGAAAUGAUGGUGAGGGUGGUGAAGAGAGGAAUGGGGUUUUGGGUAUUGGUGAUCAGUCAAGUUUUGCUAAACGAUGUGAAUAUAUGAAUACAAUGGGGUCACUUCUUUGGUGGAUAGUUGGCUUUUACUGGAUAGUCUCUGGUGGUGAAAUUCUUUUACAGAAUGCUCCACAUUUAUACUGGUUGGCAGUUGUAUUUCUGGCAUUCGAUGUAUUCUUUGCCAUCUUUUGUGUUGCUUUGGCAUGUCUGAUAGGAGUUGCUCUCUGUUGCUGCUUGCCUUGCAUAAUUGCAGUACUCUAUGCAGUGGGUCAGGAAGGUGCAUCCGAGGAAGAUCUCAGAGUUCUCCCCAAGUAUAGAUUCCAUAUUUGCAAGAAUGAGGAGAAACCAAGGGUAGGAGCUGGUAGGAUGGUACCAAUUGAGACAAGCAGCGGAUACCUGGCCACUGAGCGUAUUCUUUUACCUGAAGAUGCAGAAUGUUGUAUAUGUCUUACCUCGUACGAGGAUGGAGCAGAACUCCAUGCUCUCCCCUGUAAUCAUCAUUUCCACUCCACCUGCAUCGUGAAAUGGCUUAAGAUGAACGCUACAUGUCCACUAUGCAAGUACAACAUCCUGAAGGGGAAUGAUCAGGUUUAAAGCAGAGGAGAAUGAAAAGCAUUGUACAUUGUUUCGGGUUAUUAAAGCCACUUAUGGAAGCUUGAAACACUACUCGCCGUAUCCAUAUCAGAACAGAAAUCUGCUUUCCAACUAGUUGAGCUUCCUCUCAUGUUCGCUUAGCAUAUUGAGAUCUUCUCUGUAGUGAAUUGUCUUCUGUUAUAGAAAAAAUGUAGCACCCCGCGAAAAAUUAAAAAUGAAGAAGGGUUUGUCCUUCCCCCAGCUCAUGUAAAUUAUCUUUGGUUCCCAUUGCUUUCCAAUAGGUAUACAGGAUCCAACUCUUGUAAGUAUAUGCUAUUUUCUUGUGUGUUGUUUUAUGUCCAGUUUUUCUUGUGCUCCUU
Molecule: messenger RNA, 1620 nt
Organism: Solanum stenotomum
Lineage: Eukaryota; Viridiplantae; Streptophyta; Magnoliopsida; Solanales; Solanaceae
Product: E3 ubiquitin protein ligase RIE1
Exons: 5
Coding region: 200-1261 (353 amino acids)
Source: RefSeq, a predicted model, not a curated record